Messenger RNA from Pelagomonas calceolata, 1541 nucleotides. Lineage: Eukaryota; Pelagophyceae; Pelagomonadales; Pelagomonadaceae. The record is from the annotation of a GenBank genome assembly.
GAGAAGCGCGCGCUGACCUGCUGCCCCACUCGACGUUUCGUCGGUCCUGGGGCGUCUGUUGCGGGUGUUGCACUACUGCAGAGGUAUGGGUAAGGGCGGUGAAAAGGACGACUGCCCCCCGCGCGCCGCCUUCAAGGGCAGCCCAAAAAAGCGCUGGGUCGUCGACGGCGUGAGUUACGACCUGACGCCGUUUCUUGCAAAACAUCCGGGCGGGCCGGACUUUCUGUUGUGGAGCGCGAAUCGCGACAUCAGCAUCGCCGUGCACACGUAUCACAAGGAUCCCGAGCGCACCGUGCUGCCGUUGUUGCGAAGGUACAGAUGUGAAGAACCGCCGGUCAAGUCGGUGAAGCGAUUAAUGGGCGUGCCGCAGUUCUUGCUGCCGCCGAGGUUCGACGCAGUGACUGACACGCCCUCGUACGACUGGGGCCCGGGGACGUUCCUCGCGGACCUCGUCAAGGAAAUGGCGCGGCCCGCGGUCGCGCGCGCGGUCGAAGCUGCGGACGCCGCGUUUGACCGUCACGCUUUGAUACUACUAUUCAUGUACGGUGUCAUUGUAAGCGCGUGGCUCUCCUGCGUGUUACGACCUUCCGUCGCCGCGAUCGCCCUCAUCCUCCUGCGUACGGCUUUAGCGGGCGCGGGCCACUCCUUCGUCCACCGGCCCAAGUCGCCCUGGGGCGCGCUCUUCGAUUUCAACUACGUGGGCCACUGCACGACGGCCGUCGACGGGCACGCGCUCCUGCACCACGGCUACACGCAGACGGAGGCCGACGUGAAGCGAGGCUUCUUCGGCGGCAUGAUGGGCGUGGCGCGCGCGUACCGCGUGCCGAUCCACACGCUGCACAAGUUAGGGCACGUCGUGACAGGAUGCCUCGUGCGGCAGGUCGACCUGCAGCUAGAACGAGACGCAGAGGAACACCAGGGCGUCGAGGACCUGAAGAGGGCGCUCGGGCUAGGGAACUGGGCCCACGUGGGCUUCUGGGCCGUCCAUGUAUGUUUACGGGUCGAGCUCUACGUCGCGUGGCGCCAGGGCCUCCGCUGGUCGUGGUUGUUUCAAUUCAUCGGCUCGCUCUGGUUGAACACGCUCCUCGUCGUCUCCUCGCACGACUUCGACGACCUCGGGGACGAGUCCGAGCGCGACUGGGCCGUCUUCCAGCUCGCGGAGACGCACGACAUGAGUAUUACCGGGUGGCCGCGCCUCGACUGCUGGCUCUCCGCGGGGCUGGCGCCGCACCGGGCGCACCACCUGCUCCCGUACCAGCGCUCCGCCUACGCGAACAUCGCCUCGGAACCCGCCAUCCGGCGCGUCUGCGAAAGGAGGGGCAUCGCGUGGGACCCGCCAAAGGGGCUCGGGUCGGAGAUCCUCCCCGUCGUCUUUCGGCGGCUGUUCGCGCCCGCAUGCGACCCCGCCACGCGCGAGGCGCUGUACGCCGACGCGGUCGCGGAGCACGCGUCGUGGCGGCAGCUCGCGUACUGCGUAUCCUACGUCGGCGCGGGGGUGUGCGGUAUCGGGUCCAUCUAAUUUCCUUUGUUACUGUGUUCAA